GAACAGUUCACAUAAAUGCAGCUGCAGUACUUUUGUGAGAUACCUGUCAGGAUCAUUCCCAGUUCGAGAUUGGGUUUGUGACCAUGAUGCCAAGAUUGGUCUUUCUCCUUUUCUGUGGAUAUAUUGCACUAAGCCUGGGAAAUGCUCAGAAAUUGCCAAGAGUGAAAAGGCAGAGUCUGAAAGUUCAAAUCAACGCAACAGAUGACACUGUUUGCAUGAGGUACCUGAGACCAAGUCAAAACACCAGACUAGAAGGUUUUAUCCUGGGUUAUGGAAGCAGCUUCCUUUCCAAUCAGUACAUUCCUUUGCCUUCGGAUGGAAAAACCUCCAUAACAGAGCUUGAUGCAGAACCACGGUAUUUGGUUUCAGUCAGACCAGCACGUGUCUCAAAUAAUAAGAAGUCUUGUUCAGGUCGGACCAAGACUCAAAAGCCUCUGCAACUGGUAGUUGGCACUCUCACCCCAACCUCUGUGUUCCUCUCUUGGGGCAUCCUAGUCAACCCUAAACAUGACUGGACAGCAACAAAUAACUGUGCCAGUGACAGGUUCUAUACAGUUCGCUACAGAGAAAAGGGUAAAGACAAGAAAUGGGUGUUUCAGCUUUGCCCAGUUACAGAGACUGUGGUGGACAAUUUGAAGCCAAAUACAGUUUAUGAAUUUGGAGUUAAAGACAAUGUAGAGGAUAGCAUUUGGAGCAAGACUUUCAGUCAUAAGACAGAUCUCUCUGGUAAAAAAGGAAAUGGACAUUUCCUGAACAUGUACAAGUUGGUACCUAAUUCCCAAACACAGCUUACACUGCGUGAUAAUAAGAAGUUGGUCCCAGUCACAAUAAUCAAACAAGUCAUUCAAAAUCGGACACAGUCAAAAACUGCAGACAGUUCUUCCCUGCCAGGAGCAAUAUUAGUGCACCUUAUUGUUCCAGGUCUCAAUGAAACUCAGCAGAAACUUCCUCCUCUCCUGACAAUUGAUGAUAUACCUCAAGCAUCCAGGAAAAAACUGGCUAAGAAUGAAACUCAAGUAUGGCCUGCUGAAUCCAAAACACCAGAAGUUCAAGAAAUCUCUCCACAGUCCCUCCCAGCUCAGGAUCAGAAAAAACAUGGACCUGAGGAGUUUAAAUCAACGCCUAGACCUGAAUUGGUGCAAACUCAAAGCAUACUGGCUACUAAUGAAAUACAGCCCCCUCCUUCUGGAUCCAGAAUCCUUGAUGCUCCAAAAAGUCCAUUGACAGAACUUGCUACUCAGAGUCCAACCUUGAAAUCCACAUCUCUACCUUCAUCAGAAACCAGAGAGAUGGAGAUGGAGGAAACACAGCUUGUUGAUUCAGGAUCUAAACCACCUGGUACCACAGAAGGGCAACCAAUCAGAUCUGCAUCACAUGAUUUUCUUCAUGUUACUUCAACUCCCCAAACCUCUACAUCUGCAGUUAUGCCAGAGCAAGAGACUGCAACCCAGAGACUGCACCCGGAGCCCACCUCAACUGCUUCAGUGGAAACCAAGAGGCCUGUGAAGGCUACUCGAAGACCAAGGCGGAAGUCCACCACUGCUUCCCCCCUGACCACCCAGCAAACUCUGAUGGCAUCACAUGAUUUUCCUCUUGUUACUUCAACUCCCCAAACCUCUACAUCUGCAGUUAUGCCAGAGCAAGAGACUGCAACCCAGAGACUGCACCCGGAGCCCACCUCAACUGCUUCAGUGGAAACCAAGAGGCCUGUGAAGGCUACUCGAAGACCAAGGCGGAAGUCCACCACUGCUUCCCCCCUGACCACUCAGCAAACUCUGAUGGUUUACAGUGGUAUUCAACCUGUUCUUUCAAGCCCUGUGACACCUAGUAAACCUGAAACAGCAGAUGCUGAGCCAGCAACAAGUGAAUCCUCUCUGGAAAUAUUCACACCUAAAACUUCUCAUCCUUUUCAGUGGCCAAGGGUAACAUUAGCUCCAAAAGAAAUUCCACUUAUUCCUUCUAAACCGAAGCCAUCUGUUGCCCCAGAAGUACAGCACGCAAAACCUGCCCCUAAGCCACCACUUUUGGAGCCUGAAACAACUCAGACUGUUGAACAACCAAAGGCAACACUAGCUCCUAAAGAAGCCAAACUCACACCACCUGCAUCUAAACCUAGACCACCUACCAGACCCAAAAAGCCACGAAAAAAACCUGCUCCAAAGGAGACACAACGUGUUCCUUCUAAACCUAAAACUCCACCCAAACCUCAUAGCCCACAAGCCAAAGAUGUCAUGGACUCUGUAACACAUAGAAGUGAUCUACUAAAACCAACAAUAGUUCCAAAAGAAACACAGCGUGUUCCCUUCAAACCCAGAACAUCCCCAAGCUCAGAGGUGCCACAAACCAAACCUGUUCUGGAACCAAUUACAUUUGGAACUGAGAAACCAAAGUCAACAGUAGCUCCUAAAGAUGCACGUCAUAGGCCUCCCAAAUCUAAAACAUCACCCAGUCCAUAUGUUCCUCCAACUAGAGCAACUCCAAAAGAAAGUCAACGAGUCACUCCCAAGCCCAGAGCAUCACCAAGUCCAGAUGUACCACACACAAAGCCUGUUUUAGCUCCCACCACAUUUACAUUUGAACAACCAAAGGCAGCAAAAGCUCCUAAAGAACCACAACAUACUCCUUUUAAACCUAAAGCAGCUCAUACCCCAGAUGCUCCACACAGCAAACCUGAAAUCAUUCCAACUUUUCGUGAACCACACACUACUAUGAUUCCUCAUAUUCCUGAAAGAACAAAGGCAACAUUGGUUCCAACUGAAAAACAGUUUAUUCAUGCCAAGCAAAAACCAUAUGAAAAACCAAGAGUGCCACACACCAAACCCGCAAUACAUCAGACAACUCCACAACCAAUUUUUGCAAAGUCUUCUCCUACCACUGAGCAUUCAAGGGCAACACUGGCUCCAAAAGAAACACUGCUUCCUUCCAAACCCAAAACAUCUGUUGGGCCAGAAGUACUACAGACAAAAACUGCUCCAAGGGCAACACACCUGGGAUCAAUUAACCUUAUAACAGUUCAUGUUGUUGAUGGGUCCAAAAUGACUUUGGCUCCUAAUGAAACAUACCACAUUUCACCCAAGCCCAAAACUGCUCUGGCAACUGAAAUUCCACGGUUCAGUUCAGCACCUCAUAAAACACGUCUCACCUCUGCAAGACCAAGGCCAUCUGAUAAACCACAGACCAGACCUGUUCUUAGUGAAACCACAGUAGCACCAGCAAGAACAAAAGCUCCUGGACGGCCAAAGUGGAUUGUGCCAUCACCAGAUGAUGUGUAUACACCUGAGGAUAUCACCAGACAACUUGGUGUGGAUGUGAAAAAGCCUUUGGAAUAUAUUGAUACCUGGGAAAAGCCAAUUUCUGUCACUACAUCACCUGGCCCUCGGCAUCCACCUAUACCUCCUGUCAAGCCUACACAAAUGCGAAGAAAACCUCUGCCUCCAAACACUGUGACUGGUAAACCAGGGAGUCCAGCUAAACCAGCUGGACCAACAACACCUGUGAGGACAGGAACAUCAUAUAAGAUCCCAACAGCUUUUGCAACUCCAGAGGAUUAUGUUGAUACAACUGUCUUCAGCUCAAGUCCUACAUCAGAAACAGAUUCUUCAGGCAAACCAAGGUAUCAAGCCCCCCACGUCAAAUACAUGAAGAAAGAUGAUGAUGUGCCUUGCUCUAUCACAAGCUCUCUUGAACAUUUUCCUCAAGAAGAAGCUAGCAGCAAAGAAGAACCUACUCGUCCUCCACAAAAUCCUCCAACCAACCUCACAGUGGUGACUGUUGAGGGCUGUCCAACGUUCGUCAUAUUGGACUGGGAAAAACCAGACAAUGACACUGUUACUGAGUAUGAGGUUGUGUCAACUGAAAAUGGAGGAAGUGAUGGUGAAAAGGAGCAAUCGAUUAUCACAACAAAUCAAACUCAUUCUACUGUGGAAAACCUAAAACCUGACACAAGUUAUGAAUUCCAUGUGAAACCUAAAAACCCUCUUGGUGAAGGCCCAAGUAGCAGUGUUGUGGCAUUCAGUACUGAAUCAGCGGACCCAAGAGUGAGUGAGCCAAUUUCAGUGGGAAAGGAUGCUAUCUGGACUGAAAUCAAAUUCAAUUCAGACACCUAUUCAGAAUGCAAAGGGAAACAAUACGUAAAGAGGACUUGGUAUAAGAAAUUUGUAGGAGUGCAGCUGUGUAAUUCUUUGAGAUACAAGAUAUACCUCAGUGACUCACUCACAGGAAAAUUUUAUGACAUAGGAGACCAGAGAGGCCAUGGAGAAGAUCAUUGCCAAUUUGUAGACUCAUUCCUGGAUGGAAGGACAGGACAGCAAGAAGAUCUACCAGUCAAAGAUGGAUUUUUCAGGGCAGUUCGUCAGGAGCCUGUCAAAUUCGGCAAAAUCGGCGGAGAGACUCAAAUCAACUACGUUCGCUGGUACGAGUGCGGAACAUCGAUACCCGGGAAAUGGUAGAGGCCACACGAACUUGGUGACCAAACAGCCCAGCACGAGCUACCCCUGACCAGCUGUCCAAGGCAGGAUCAGAGAUGGAAAUGUUUCUGAUCUGCAUGGCACCUCAGUAUGUUUGCUGGUGUGCAAGAGUCUGUGCAAGUCUAAUGCCAAUACUGCAUUCAUUGUGUAAUAGCGUAGGCUGCUUGCUGUAGUUACUCCUGUUUUACAAAUGUGUUUUCAGAUUUUAAAAUACAAAUCCCAAAGAGGCUAGGGAUGUGUUGUAGGAUAAUGCAUAGGGAAGCUGGCUCCCUAUUCUUGAGGUCUGGUUUAUAUGGUAUUUUAAAAGAUACAGUGUGUAUAUUAUUUAUCAUAAUGUUGUAAUAAAUGUUUAAGGCACGGUCACGGCAGAGCUGCUCAUGGAAUACCAUGUGCAGUAGUUUUUACAUAGUCACUGGUCGUCUUCUAUAAUGUAAGUGCCACAAGCUACCUGUCCAGACAGAUACCCGAUGUCUUCCCAGUGAUAAACUAUAGAAGAGACCCUUCAGUUUUCAGUACCCUGCAACCAGUGAACUUGAAGCGCUUUCUCCUUCCACCUAGGUUAUGACCCUGCCAGGACACUGAGGUAG
Dryobates pubescens (Downy woodpecker) is the source of this 5053-nucleotide messenger RNA. It is a transcript of the gene ABI3BP, whose product is annotated as ABI family member 3 binding protein. The transcript has 52 exons. The record is from RefSeq and is a predicted model, not a curated record. Gene Ontology annotation, molecular function: protein binding. Lineage: Eukaryota; Metazoa; Chordata; Aves; Piciformes; Picidae. Bases 84 to 4448 code for a protein of 1454 amino acids. Gene Ontology annotation, biological process: positive regulation of cell-substrate adhesion; extracellular matrix organization.